AUGUGCAAAAAACUAAUUAUCAAUACCGAUAAAGUAGUCUCCAGGCUUAUCGUCAUGACUGAGGUUGCAGCACAUCUUCAAGCGCGCAUCGUAUCUGGAAAACAACGUGCUUAUACUCCUAAGCGCAUACGUUUAGCGUUUCCCUUUUGCCUUUGGUUCCCCUUAACGAAAUACUUUUUGUGGGUAGUCCUUCAACUGCAUUCGGUCAGCAUUCCAUGUUUCCACUAA
Molecule: messenger RNA, 228 nt
Organism: Haemonchus placei
Lineage: Eukaryota; Metazoa; Nematoda; Chromadorea; Rhabditida; Trichostrongylidae
Source: the annotation of a GenBank genome assembly